Patiria miniata (bat star) is the source of this 1880-nucleotide messenger RNA. RefSeq names its product myosin light chain 3, skeletal muscle isoform-like. NCBI's taxonomy places the organism in Eukaryota, Metazoa, Echinodermata, Asteroidea, Valvatida, Asterinidae. Gene Ontology annotation, molecular function: calcium ion binding. The transcript has 6 exons. Gene Ontology annotation, cellular component: myosin II complex. The record is from RefSeq and is a predicted model, not a curated record. The coding region runs from base 168 to 632 and encodes 154 amino acids.
UCCCAGAAUGCAUCUGGCGCUCUAGCCUGUCAGAUUGCCAAGUUGUCGGUGCCUUGUUGAGUUGGUCUUUUCUAAAAAUUGCUUUCGCCGGUGAGAACACUACCAGGGCUUAGCGUAUUUAGCCGAAGGACCCUCACGUCUUCAAACGUUAAAAGAAUAUCACCACAAUGGCGCGGGAACCUGGCAAUUUCUCAGAUGACCAGAUUGAAGAAUACAAGGAGAUCUUCACUCUGUUUGACAAAGUCGGAGACCACAAAAUCCCCAGCACCGACGUCGGAAAUGUCUGCCGGUGCAUUGGCUUCAAUCCAACACUUGCAGAGAUCAAGAAGUUGAUAGGCAAAGCUGAUGAAUAUGACCGCUUCACAUUUGAGGAGUUUCUGCCCAUGUUGAUAGCCGUUGCGAAAAGUAAAGACCAGGGAGUGUUUGAGGAUUAUCUGGAGGGUCUCAAGGUGUUUGACAAGGAGGCUAACGGACUGAUCUCGGCUGCAGAGAUGCGCCACGUUCUCACAGCACUCGGUGAGAAGCUGACUGAUGAUGAAAUGGACAUCUUGAUGGCUGGCCAUGAGAAUGAGAAGGGAAUGAUUAACUAUGAAGAAUGGAUUAAGAGCAUUAUGGUAACCCUGGAGGGCUAGUAACAAGUCUACUCUCCACUCCCCUACCUGUCUGUUGGAUUUUUAAUGAGUGUCUCGAAAGAUGUCUUCCAAAACCAAACAAGUCAAGUAACUGCUGAUUGAAAUUAAUUUGGUCUUGGUUUAAUCUUGUAAAUAAAACUCAUAUUGAAAAAAAAAAAACACUUGAAAGCAGUUUCGGCAGCAGAAAGCGGAAUCUUGUUCAAUUAUUUAAUGCAGUGUUACUCAAGCCACGCCCACACGACCUCUGCUUAAUUUGCAUACAGGUCGUAUGCAAAUGUUUUGCUUGUCAAUAGAAAACAAUUGGACUGAAUGGUUAAAAUUCCAUAUUGAUCAAGGAAGUCUUACCAAAAACUGCAAUGCAUUUAGACAUUUAGCGCCAAAGGUUUUUGUACUUGAAACUUAUAUAUGUGGGCUCGAAUUCAGUCCAAAACUGUCCCAUGGACGUGUACGAUAUGGCAGUGCUGAAAAUUCAACACAGAAUUUCAACGGUGUUGAUUCACAUACCGAGUUUGAAGCAUGAAACUUUGGAGUUUAAUACCCAUCGGCAAUAAGCAAAUUAGAAUUUAAAUACACCACUGCUGAUCAUUUUAUUGCCCGGUACAGAUUACAGAAAGUUAAUAUGACAUGUGCAUUAAUACACCUCUAAUUUGCAAGAUUAAAUAUGGAUAUGUAGUUACCGACAUUCAAAUCUUAUCUUUGAAGAAGAAAAACAGAACUAUAUGGCACAGAAUGGGUCAAAACUGUAUCAUAAGUUAUGAAAAUUCCAACAACAUUUUCUCCAUUAAAGACUAAACAGUUGAUUAGUAGCGAUUGGGUCACCUUGUGUAUAGCAGAUGUUUAAUUUUCACCUAUUACACUCCUUUUCAUGUGAAUAUAGAACUAUGUUUUAAAAAAAAAUUCUGGUUAGAUAAUUAUUUGAAAUAGUUUAAAGGCUAGAUUGUGCAAUGGUAGCUACUGUAGUAAAUUAUAUUUAUUUAUCUUUCGCUAUCUCAAACUUGGGUAGCCUGUGUGUUCCAUACUGUUGUCUUUUAUUUAUAAAAUAAAUGAGUGAUAAAAUUUAAUAUGUGACUUACCUAGGUCUUCAACUAUGAACACAGAUAUCAGUGUUUUAUUGCCAUCUGUAAUUCAUUCUCAAAACUAGCUAAUGUGCUUUUCUGUACAGCAACUUACUAUGCAGAAGUGCUCAAAAUGGAAUACUCAAAAAUUGUCUCAUUUCAUUAAAAUAAAAAUCAAUCUGUUAUUUUGACA